UGUACAGUUUCCAGAGUUCCCUUGAAGCUGAAUUCAGAUCAGCACUUAGAGGGGUUCAGUACAGCUCUCUCUACCUCAUGUGCUCAAUCCCGCCUCCUGUAAGGCAGCCCGAGGAUCUCGCAUAGUAAAAUGGCUGAAAAGCAGAAACACGAAGGCAGGGUAAAGAUAGGACACUACAUCCUCGGAGACACGCUGGGAGUCGGGACAUUUGGAAAAGUGAAGAUUGGAGAGCACCAGCUAACAGGACAUAAAGUUGCUGUGAAGAUCCUCAACAGACAGAAGAUCCGCAGUCUCGAUGUUGUGGGGAAAAUCAAACGAGAGAUUCAGAACCUCAAGCUCUUCAGACAUCCACACAUCAUCAAGCUGUAUCAGGUGAUCAGCACUCCCACAGACUUCUUCAUGGUGAUGGAAUAUGUGUCUGGAGGGGAACUCUUUGACUAUAUUUGUAAGCAUGGAAGGGUGGAAGACACAGAGGCGAGACGUCUUUUCCAGCAGAUCAUCUCAGCAGUAGAUUACUGCCACAGACACAUGGUGGUGCACAGAGACCUCAAGCCUGAAAAUGUACUGCUGGAUGGCAACAUGAAUGCCAAGAUCGCUGACUUUGGUCUGUCAAACAUGAUGUCAGACGGAGAGUUCCUGAGAACGAGCUGCGGGUCACCAAACUACGCUGCACCAGAGGUCAUCUCAGGAAGGCUGUAUGCGGGUCCAGAGGUGGACAUCUGGAGCUGUGGCGUCAUUCUCUAUGCACUGCUCUGUGGGACUCUGCCGUUUGAUGACGAGCACGUGCCCACUCUCUUUAAAAAGAUCCGUGGAGGGGUCUUCUACAUCCCAGAAUACCUCAACCGCUCAGUAGCCAGUCUACUAAUGCUUAUGUUGCAAGUGGACCCACUGAAAAGAGCUACUAUCAAAGACAUCAGAGAGCAUGAGUGGUUUAAGCAGGACCUUCCUGGCUACCUCUUCCCUGAGGACCCCUCGUACGACGCCACGGUGGUGGAUGAGGAGGCCGUGCGGGAGGUGUGUGAGAAGUUUGAAUGCACUGAAGCUGAAGUACUGAGCAGCCUUUAUAGCGGAGACCCUCAAGACCAGCUGGCUGUGGCGUACCACCUCAUCAUUGACAACCGGAGAAUCAUGAACCAGGCCAGUGAGUUCUACCUGGCCUCCAGUCCCCCAACUGGCUCCUUCAUGGAGGAGGGCAUGCCUCUGCCACCAGGGGUCAAACCUCACCCCGAACGGAUGCCUCCGCUUCUGGCCGAUAGCCCGAAGGCACGGUGCCCUCUCGAUGCCCUCAACACUACUCGACCCAAACCGCUGGCGGUGAAGAAAGCAAAAUGGCAUCUGGGCAUACGGAGCCAGAGCAAACCCUACGACAUCAUGGCUGAGGUUUAUCGUGCCAUGAAACAGCUGGAGUACGAGUGGAAAGUGGUGAACCCCUAUCACCUGAGAGUGCGCCGGAAGAAUCCAGUCACUGGGAAUUUUGUGAAGAUGAGUCUGCAGCUCUACCAGGUGGACAAUCGUAGCUACCUGCUCGACUUCAAGAGCAUUGAUGACGAUACGAUUGAGCACAAGUCCGGGUCGUCGACUCCCCAGCGCUCUGGCUCUACAGCCGGCCUCCAUCGGCCACGCCUCAGCAUCGACUCUGCAACCGUGGCUGUUGAAAUGCCCCAGCUCAGCAGCUCUCUGCCGGGCUCUCUGACUGGGAGCACACCUCUGCUGGCACCGCGGCAGGGCAGCCACACCAUGGACUUCUUCGAAAUGUGUGCCAGCCUCAUCACUACCCUGGCUCGCUGAGACCCGUGCAUCCGUACGCAAAGCAUCAAAACACACCAUCAUCUGAUGGUCUUUACCUCUUUACAGUCAACAGGUGAAGGGUUAAGGGUUGUGAUUUAUAGAGUUGGGUGCUUUUAUGUCAGUCCCACAGUAGCGGCACAAACAUACGGUGCCAUGAAGAGUUUUUGGACACAAAUAGCCACACCUACAAAUGUAUGGAAGUCAUUGCAUUAGUUAUAGUUCACAAAUAAAAAUUGCCCCAUGAUUUACGCACCCUCAAGGCAUCCCAGAAGUUAUAUUAAAAAAAUAUCCUGCCUCUUCCAAGCUUUAUAAUGCCAGUGAAUGGCUGUUGGGAUUUUGAAGUCCAAUAAAGUGCAUCCAUCCAUCAUAAAAAGUGCUCCACAUAGCUCCAGGGGGUUAAUAAAGGCCUUCUAAAGUGAAUUUUGAAGUGAAUAAUCUCUAGCUUCCGCUAACUGUCAUAUGCACGUUCACGAGAGAGUGGCGUUCCAGUGGAUGAUGUAGGAAGUAGGCAUAGCAUAAGGUCCUACGAUGCUUUGAGAGUAAGUAAAUCAUGGGAUAAUUUUCAUUUUUGGGUGGACUAUCCCUUAAACCAAUAAUCAUAGUGAAGCCAUCAGUACACAAUUUGUAAAGUUAGGUUAUAAAGGAUAAAUUCUGAUUAUGUUCCAUUUAGGGAUUUUCAAAACGAUUAAUCGCAUCCAAAAUAGAUUUUUGUGUUUACAUAAUGUGUGUGUACUGUGUAUAUUUAAAUGUAUGUAUAAAUACAUGCAAACAUACAUUUAUAUAUUUAAGAAACAUACGUAAACACAAACUUUUAUUUUUGAUGCGAUUAAUCGCGAUUAAUCGAUUUAACACCCCUAGUUCCAUUGAUGUUUGACAAUCAGAUACUUUUUUUUUUUUUUUACAUAAUUCGUACUAUUUGCAUUUUUAUUAUUUUAAACCUACCUUUUUUUCUUUUUUUAAUCUAAUGCAGUGACAUUCAUUCUGUCCAAACCUUAUAGGGCCACUUUAGUCAAAGGUUCUCGUCAUCAUCAUAAGUUUAAAUAGUUAUAAAACUAUAAACAUACUUCUGAUUUUAUAUACACAUUUUUUUUUUUUUUUUACAAUAUGUAUUAUACAGUAUAUUUAUAUUCUCAUAUCAGUCACUUGAGUUGUAUAGUUUAGUUUAAUAGCUAUUGAUUGCACUGACAUAUCAAAAAUAGGUUUAUGCAUACAGAGCAAAGAUCAUUAUUUAAUUAUAUUAGAGAUUCUUGCUUAUUUUACAAAGAGUUCAUAUCUAUUCAUAUUAUUUAAAUGGUAAUUUAUGGAGUGAAGAGCUUAUAUCGAGUGUUUUCCAGAGAGCAUUUAUCAAAGAGCAGUGUAAAUGCUGUUGCUAAACGUCACAGUGAAUCUCUGAUGAUACACACCAUCUGCGGUGGAAAAGCCUGACCGUGACCUAUCUGUGUCUGUCCCAGAGGCCUUGCUUAUAUCAUGAGCUGUGCUGCUGCCAUAGAAAGACAAAUAUGCUGGAUGAAGGCAGACAGACCAGCCGAAGAGCUUCAGUGUUGUGCCUUGAUAUGGCUAAAAUGCAAACAGAGAAGAACAGAGACGGACUGAAGUAGAGAAUGUGCCAGUCAUUUUGUUGUUACGAGUGAGUCUUUAAUUAGACGGCCUUAAAAUAUUCACAAUGCUUGAGACUGCAAAUGGCCAGAAAGAGCUUAUUAAAGCAUUCAUCCUGAAUGACACAUUCAGCUUUAUCAAAUGUAUUUAUGCUUUAGAACCUAGAUUUUAACACUAUAUUGAAAAUUAUUUUACGAGGCAUUUGACAAUUGAAAAGUAUAUUAAUAUAUUACAAUGUUUAUGUAUUAAAAUAUAAUUGUAGCAAGUUUAUAUCUAUUAUAUAUCUAUUGUAAAUUGUUUAAAAAAUGUAAAUUAGUAAACUGAUUUUGAUAUGGAUAUAUAAUUGAUCAACUGAAAAAAAAAUCCAAUUUCUAUAGGUAAUACACUACCAGUCAAAAGUUACUUUUUUUUGUUUUGUUUUUUAAUGUCUUCUGUUUACCAAAGCUGCAUUUAUUUGAUCAAAAAAACAAAAAAAAAACAAAAACCAGUAUAACUCUUUUCUAUGUGAAUAUAUUGUAAAAUACAAUUUAUUUCUGUGAUGCAAAGUUGAAUUUUCAGUAUCCCAUGAUCCUUAGAAAUCGUUCUAAUAUGCUGAUUUCUGCUCAAAAAACAAGUUUUGAAAACGGUUAUGCUAUUUCAUAUUUUUUUGGAAACCAUGUUACACUAACAUUCGAAAGUCUGGGAUAAGUAAGAAAAAAUAAUAAAUUAAUGUUUUUUUAAUCAAGGUUGCAUUAAAGUGAUCAAAAAUGACAGUAAAGACAUUUAUGAUCUAUUUCUAUUUCAAAUAAAUGCUGUUCUUUUGAACUUUUUUCCAUCAAAGAAUCCUGAAAAAUAAAAUAUAACAAAAAUAUGAAGCAGCACAACUAUUUUCAACAUUGAUUAUGUUUCUUGAGAACAUAUUAGAAUGAUUUCUGAAGGAUCAUGUGACUGAAGCCUGGAGUGAUGAUGCUGGAAAUUCAGCUUUGCAUCACAGAAAUAAAUUACAUUUUACAAUAUAUUCACAUAGAAAACAAUUAUUUUAUUUUGUAAUAUUUUUUCACAUUUUUUUACUGUUUUAUUUUUGAUCAAAUAAAUGAACCCAGGAAAACAGAAGAGAUUUUCAGAAACAUUUUUAAAAAAUAAUCAAUCGCAAACUUUUGACUGGUAACAAGUGUUGCCAAGUCCACCGUUUUCCCGCAAAAUUGGGUUACUUUAACACUGUUGCCGUGGGUUGUUUUUCAUGUCCACGGGUUGAAGCGACCCCAGUAACGUUAUUUAUAGCCCCUGGGGUGUGAAUUUAGCAUGUAUUUUAAGUUUCAGGCUAGUUUUGAGUAGCAAUUGAGCCGGUUUUGCUGUGAAAAAACCUGUCAACCCUGCUGGUAGCAUAUUUAGAUUUGCUUUAAAGAUUAUAUUGGUGGUGUGUAUCUGAUGAGAAAACAAAAAGUGACCUAAGCCAAUAGCAUUUAGAAGAGCGCGACACAUGACCCCCUUCCCUGGGAUGCCUUAAAUAGAUUGUGAACUUUAUUGUUUCUAAUCGAAUAUGCUUUAACAUUUUUGUUUAUGCGUGUGGUUGUUUGUAUGGAGUAGCUCCAAUGUAUUUAUUAGUUACACAUAUUUAUUCUUUAUUUAAGCUCACCUCUUAAGUGUUACUUGUGAACAAAUGACAUAAGAAGGUGGAUUUCAGUGGGGAUUCAGGAAGUGGAUUUGCUGUAGCUGUCUUUGUGCCAACGUGUAUGAAUGGACAACAACACCACAGCCAGUCGGGAAACAGCAGUGGACAAUGACUGAAAAUGAGAGGAGUCAAUACUAGUUGUUUUUGGUUCAAUCAACAGAUCUAAAUGACCGUUUUUAUGUUUUGAACUAGUAACAAGCUAAAUCUCUUAGUCAUAUUUAAUCCUGCUGGUUCAUAAUCCAUAAGGACGUUAUCACAAACUGUAUUUGUAUAGAUGUGGUGGUCUUCCUGAAUCUACCCCUCUGUCUUGUACUGUAAGGAACGGUUGAAUGGCUAGCGUUGUGUGCAUGAGCCGAGCGUUUGCGUGUUUUGUAUAAGUAUGCUGUAUUUUUAUGACACACGGCUGCAGUUGUACCAUUUUAACUGAAUGUAAAACAGAAAGAUGGAAAGUUCUCGCACAAAUCACUUCAUAUCAUGUAUAUGAAAUGCAAUAGAUGUGAUGCCUCUAAUAAGUUUAACAGUUAGGUGGAAACUACUCUGCUGGGGGACAUUUCCGGAGAAGAUUAGCCUGGAUUAUGGUGUUGUUUUCAUGGAAAAAUAUUGCACAGUCUGAAAUUCCUCCCGGAUGUUAAAGCCUUUACACAUUCUUAACAUUUUCCCCACAAAUCCCAAGUUCACUCCAGGUCACUUUGAGGAUCAGUGUGACUUUUAUGACAAAAAAAGCUGUAAAGCUUAAGAAAAUAGUUUAGGGACUUUAUCGCCCCCUGCUGCUGGACUUUGCUACUACAUUACAGGGAUAGAUCACCCAAAAAUGACAAGAUUUUUAUAAAUAACUCACCUUCAUGUUGUUUUAAACCUGUAUGAGUUUGUGUUGAACACAAAAGAUGAUGUUAGUUACUGGACAGUUGAUGGUAGUAGUUAAUUUCCAUAGUGUUUUAUGUAAGUUAAUGGCUACCGGCAACUAUUUGGUCAACAUAUUUUCUUUUGUGUUCAGCAAAAGAGAAGAGGGUGAGUAAAGGAUGACAUAAAUUUCAUUUUUGUGUGAACUAUCUCUUUAGGAUCAGAUUUGGAUGGAAUGUGUACAUGCAGUUGUGGUUAGCAUUUGUCAUAUUUAGAUGCCAGAUAGCAAAAGUCUCUUAUGACAGUUUAAUGUCUGUUAUAUCAGCUUUAUAGCUGUGUUUUGUGGAACCUGGUCAGAAACUUUAUGGCCCCCA
This is a messenger RNA of Labeo rohita (rohu), 6249 nucleotides long. RefSeq names its product protein kinase, AMP-activated, alpha 2 catalytic subunit (gene prkaa2). Gene Ontology annotation, molecular function: ATP binding; AMP-activated protein kinase activity. Gene Ontology annotation, biological process: intracellular signal transduction; protein phosphorylation. The coding region runs from base 130 to 1788 and encodes 552 amino acids. Lineage: Eukaryota; Metazoa; Chordata; Actinopteri; Cypriniformes; Cyprinidae. Gene Ontology annotation, cellular component: cytoplasm. The transcript has 9 exons. The record is from RefSeq and is a predicted model, not a curated record.